AUGUCCCUCAAUCUAGCCACGAAGGCGAUCCUGUUGCUUACCGUGCCGCUCUUCUCGACCUCUUAUCCACAACACGCAAGUGCCAGCACCAUCGACCUGCCCAGCGAUGUGGCCGACCUCAUUCCGGCGUGUGUCACGGGCUGCCUCUCCUCCUUUGUGAAGGAGAACUUUGCCAACAGCAGCUGCGGUGACCAGCCGACGCUGCAGUGUCUGUGUGCACAUACCGGGGAGAAUGGCUACACCGUUGGAGAGGGCGCCCUUGCCUGUGUUGCCAUCGAAGACAGGAGCGGCUACUGCAGUGGUGAAAAUGCAACCGAUCAGUGCUGCUCUAAAAACCCACUCAACCCUGAUCGCAACUCUGGUUGUUCAAACAACUGCCACAGCAUCGGCCUCGACCACAUUUUCACUGUCGGCACUGUCGAGGUCAUCUACAGCUCGGGAGACAGCCACUACGCUGAUCACUGCUUCUCCUACGGAACCGUUUACCACAUCGCCGACAGCAUUGAUCACGGCAUCAUCCACCAUAUCCAACACAGCAUCAAAACGCGUCGUCGUCGUCUCGAAGGAGCUGAGCCUCCCGUUGACAUCGGCUUUCUCGAGGCGCGGGAAGCGUCUGGUCCCAAGCGCCGUCGUGAUACCCACCCACACGAGCUGGAGAUCUCGCUGCCGCUCAAUCUGGAUCCACGGGGACUAGGACUGGCAGGCCAGAUAGCAGCCCAAAGAGACGGCGGCCGAUUCGAGAAUGCCAGACAUCCGCCAGCACCUACACAGGAAGCGAGCAGCCCGCGGCCACAGUCAGGACCACAGUCAUGGCGCGGUGUCGCUUCUCCGCAAGCCCAGGCCAUGGCUGUGCGCUCCGAAAGCACAAACGUGAGGAGCCAGUAUCAGCAGCCGGUGACACUGCUGCAACGGGCUCUGCCACCGUCUCAGGAGCGAGAGAGCGUCAUCACCGAGUUUGCCGAGGACGGAGAGCCUGAAAGCGCAAUUGAUCCGAUGCCGGCGAGGCGGAGCGAGCUUUUCUGGUCACGCCGAUCCUCUCCACAGACAAGGUCGGUUGUAUCUGGCAUGCUGGACGGCUAUGGUUCCGGGCGGACCAGUGAGGACCGGCUUCAAUCCAGGAGAGCAGUCCCUAGCUAUGCCAACAGCACUCGGGCUGGCAGUUUGAAUGUCCAGAACCCAUUUUCUGAUACAAAUCGCCGACCUCCUCGGCAGGCGAGACAGCAAUACCAGUCUAGGCCUGUCCUACAACCUCAGGAUUAUCUGGAGCGGAGCCGGAACAAUAUCUACAAUGUCCAGAAUAUGCCGAUGCAGUAUCCGUCGGCGUACUACAACAGACAGAGACCUGGCUUGGUUCCCGAAGGAGCUUACCGGCAGCCAGGGGACCACAGAACAAGGUGGCAGCUCUCUGAUGGCCCGACUAUGGAGGAGCGCAAUCCAGCCGGCUUUCACAACAGCCCCUUGGUGAACAUGGCGCCAUGGCCAAGUCCUGCGCCAGUCCCUCCUCUGAAAGUUCCCAGAAGGGCAAGCCAACAGAUGCGACGAUAG
Grosmannia clavigera kw1407 is the source of this 1545-nucleotide messenger RNA. RefSeq lists its product as uncharacterized. The record is from RefSeq and is a predicted model, not a curated record. The transcript has 3 exons. Bases 1 to 1545 code for a protein of 514 amino acids. Lineage: Eukaryota; Fungi; Ascomycota; Sordariomycetes; Ophiostomatales; Ophiostomataceae.